Molecule: messenger RNA, 1362 nt
Organism: Tilletiaria anomala UBC 951
Lineage: Eukaryota; Fungi; Basidiomycota; Exobasidiomycetes; Georgefischeriales; Tilletiariaceae
Product: putative DIC1-mitochondrial dicarboxylate carrier protein
Exons: 5
Coding region: 197-1084 (295 amino acids)
Biological process (GO): succinate transmembrane transport; thiosulfate transport; phosphate ion transmembrane transport
Molecular function (GO): antiporter activity; thiosulfate transmembrane transporter activity; sulfate transmembrane transporter activity
Source: RefSeq, a predicted model, not a curated record
UUCUACGAAAAAAUUGCGCUCUCGGUCAUGAUAGAGAUUUUACACCGUAUCUGAAUUCGUGGUCGGAGGGAACGCCUGUCAUGAAAGGACGAUAGCCGCAGCCUCACAUUUUGCCAUCAUCCACGAGCGCGAGUCACCGACCGAUCCCACGUUCGCCUCUCGCUCUGGCUGGAAUCUUUACCCUGGCGUCAACAGCAUGCCGACACAGUAUCCAUUCUGGCUCGGCGGCGCAGCUGCAUCGAUAGCAGCAUGCUUUACACAUCCUCUCGAUGCCGUCAAGAAUCGCAUGCAGACGGCAAAGACGAAGCAAGGCAUGGGUUCCGUUUUGGUGCAGACUGCCAAGAAGGAGGGGAUACCCGGACUUUAUGUUGGCCUGACGGCUAGCUUGCUUCGGCAGAUGACAUAUAGCGUUGUCAGAUUCGGAGCCUACGAUGCGUUGAAGGAGCAUUUGCGGUCCCCAAGCGACAGCAAAGGCCCACUACCAGCGUGGAAGAUGGCACUGUGCGCAAGCCUUGCAGGAGCAGCGGGCGGCUUGGCGGGGAAUCCAGCGGACGUAUUGCUCGUACGCAUGACCUCCGAUCUCAACCUGCCUUCGCAGAAGCGAUACAACUACUCGAACGCUUUGACGGGGCUCGUACGCGUCUUCCAAGAAGAAGGGCCUACAAGCCUAUUCAGGGGCCUCACGCCGAACGUAGUACGCGCCAUACUCAUGAAUGCGAGUCAGCUAGCGACAUAUGACAUGUUCAAAGAGUCGCUCGUAAGCUCGGGCUUGUACGCAGAAGGAACAUGGCUGCAUUUCAGCGCGUCGUUCCUCGCUGGCACAGUCGCGACGACGGUAUGCUCCCCAGCAGAUGUCAUCAAGGCACGGAUUAUGAACGGCAACGACAACGGGAACGGCGGCAAUCACGGCUUUAGUGCUCUCAAAGCUGCACUUAAACGGGAAGGGCCCGGCUUCCUUUUUAGAGGCUUCAUGCCCGCGUGGAUCCGCUUAUCACCCAACACCAUAAUCAUGUUUAUCACACUCGAGAAGCUGCGACUGAUUGUCGACUGGUCUCGUGGAAAGGGUACUCUCGUGUCUGCGUGAGCAGCCUUAUACAGCUUCUGUCAUCUCGACAAGACAGCUGGCGCUACAUAUCUCCAUCGAAAUGCUCUGCCCGAGGGCAGAACUUUCGCACUGCUCGUGAUUGAGCGAAGAACGAUUUGGACGCAACAAUAGAGCCGAAAAUACAUGCCCUCAAGGUCGCAAUAAACCUCACCAUCUACCACCCACUUCUGCUUCAUCUAGGCACGGACGCCAGAACGAGAAUCCUCACAGCAUGAGCGAAAGCACGGUAGAGAUACAUUCGCAUUGUAUACUAGUAC